AGGUGGGGUACAGCCUGGGUCCUAAGGAUGCUCCUUGUCUCCUUCCUGACUCAACUUGGCCUCUAGUUUACAAAAGGGAAGGGCCCAAGCAGUUUCUCACCAAACCAAGGAGUCAGGUUUCCAAAAGCGUUUGCUUUUAUUUGGAAAGCAAGUUGUAGCACCUGAGUGGUUCCAGGGUAUCAUGUUUCUCUCUUCACUUCUCCCUGCCCAUUGAUGAUAUUAGGGUCUAACUUAAUGAGCGCUAACUAAUCACCUAUGAAAAUCAUUUGAGAGCCAUUAAUAAAAGAAAAAUCUAAAUAAGGCCCUUAGUUCCAGGAAGGUCUUUACAGGGAAGGUAAGAAGCCUGCGGGGCCGCAGUAAGGAGGUAGGAAUGAGCUUGGGGACGAGAGCACUUAGUGUAAAAUAUAGAUCACCAUUUUAGAAGCGGGUUUUUCAGUUUGCUUUCUCCCCCUACUUUAUUGGGGAGGACUUGCCAUUGCUUUUAUCAAGUGCUUGCUAGCCAUGGGUGCCAACUAACUUCUUCGAUUGAAGGCCGGAGUAUCAUAUCUGGUUCCAGGAGCCGCUUGAGCAGGUCCUGGCAUUCGGUUGAGAUGCCCAGAUGAGUGGGGAAGGACACCCCCUUCUGCUGCUGCCACAGCAUCUUGGGGAUAUCUGUGUCAUCAAAAGGUAGGCUUGCGCAGAGCAUCACAUACAGGACCACACCCAUGCUCCAGACAUCGCCUUUCUUGCUAUCAUGGGGUAUGCCCUGUAGCACCUCAGGGGCGGCAUAGGCUGUGCUGCCACAGAAGGUCUGGCUCAGCUCCCUGCAUGACUUAGGUAGCACCUUGGCAAAGCCAAAGUCGGUCAGCUUCAGGUUGAAGCCCUGCAACAAGGCGUUCUCACACUUAAGGUCCCGGUGGGCCACGCCACAGCCAUGGCAAUAGCGAAUAGCCUCAACCAUCUGACGGAAGAGGGCCUUGGCCCGGCUCUCGGGAAGUGGCCCUCCAUUCAGCACACAGUCAAAGACAUCCCCUCCCUCAGCCAGUUCCAUCACCAGGUAGAUUUUUCCAUCUGCUGACUCCAGCAUCUCAUACACCCGGAUGAUGUUUUUGUGGUCCAGGGUACGGACAAUCUGGAGCUCCCGUGGCAGGAAUCUCUGGAUAAACUCUGAGGGAAAAAGUAGACAAAAUCAAGAUCAAAAUGGCCUGGUUUCUCACUUUUGACUCCUGCUUUCCAGCUUCUGGACACCUACCACGUCUAGGUGCUCCUCCUUGACUCCCUGAACAGUCUCAGGUUGUCCCUAGCAGCAAGUAUUUGCCUUUUAUUAUUUCAUGAUUGGCUCAUCCUUGGAACAACCGCCCAGCAGCCUGCGAGACCACAGAUGAGCUAUUUGGGAAGUUCAAAGCUAUUGAACCCAGUAUUCUUUCCAGGGAUUCAGUGUUCCUCUCCCUCUUCCACUGUGUGGCUCCAGUUCCUGCUGCCUUUGACCAACACCUCUUGGGACAGGAAAAACCGAGGACCCUUUCUUUACCUUGUGCUUUAAUUGUGGAUCUGGAAAGGUGUAAGGAUCCUGGAUUUUCCGCAUCCUUCUAUUUAGGGCAGUAAUCUAACUUGCUUUCUGUCAUUCUGACUCAAAGGGAAGAAGAGCUGGUCUGAGGGAAGCGCCUACCCAUUUUGGCUAGCCCACCCUUCCUCCAAAAGGCCCCAGCUCACCUUCUGGCCCUCCCAUCUUGUCUAUAAUUUUAAUUGCCACUUUUCUUUGAUGUUUUUUGGAAAAUGCUUCUUUGACUUUUGAGUAGGUCCCUUCCCCAAUGGUCUUGCCCAGCUGGUACCCAUUGGAGAGUAGAAAGUCCUCCAUGCUGUGUAGCGCCUCCUUCUUGUCACCCUCUCAGCUCAUGCUGCCUCCGCGAGGCAGCUCUACUCCACCAUCGCCCUUGGCCUGCUUCUUUUCCCCCCAAGGACUUCAUUCACAGCUGCCUCCAGGGCUAGAACAUUCUCCGUCUGGACACAGCCACAGGUGGUGGGGAGGGAGAGGACCAGACAUUUUUAAACUCCUGCUCAAUUGUGAUGUAAAUGCUGUGUGACCCUCAGACAACAUGGGUGGGCAGUAUCUCUACUUUCCCUCACCACCACCAGCAAACCCAGCAUGGGUUAAGUCAUUCUUGAGUAAGGCACCGAGUGGUAGCAGUGUUGGGGAACGGGCCUGGGUGGCUGCGUAGGUCAGGGAUGCGGGCCUUCUCCAUGUGGGCUCCGCUUCCAGGCAGGUCGCCCUCGCCUCCGAAGUCCCCAUCCAGCUGUUGGGGAAGAGUGCAAACAGGUCACCAAGGUGCAGUCGCCAGAGCCCUCUGGCUUCAGGCCCGGGCCCUCACUAAAUACCCGAACGCUCCGGGACUGCCUAGAAUUCCAGCGAGGAACAGGCUGUGUGAGGUCAGCACGCAGAGACCCGGGUCACAAUGCAGUCCUCCCCUUCGACGCUGGGGCCCGGGCGCGCAGCAGACACCUGCCAGGCUCCGCCUGGACCGGAGCGUCCUCCCGCGGCCAGGGCUCGGGCAGUUGCUUCCAGCCUGGGACCGGCCUCGGCCUCCGGCAGAGUGCCCCGGGGCCUGGACAUGAGUGCCCAGGAGACCCCACAGGGUCGAAGAUUCCCCAUUGAGGCCGGAGACUCCCCUGGCCUUGCCUCCGCCCCCGAGUCCCAGGAUAGCCCGGAGCCUGUAGCUACGGAUCAAAACCCUGUCAGGCCGCUCCGACGCUGCCCGGGCUGCCACUGUCUGACGCUGCUGCACGUGCCCAUCGACGUCUACCUGGCCAUGGGCGGGAGCCCCCGGGCCCGCGCUACCUGAGUGCGCCUGCGCACGGCAGCUCUGCAGGAGCCGGGACGGACGAGGCCAGCCGCGGGCCACCACGCUGAGGUCGCACGCGCCGAGCACGAGACAAUGAUGCACAUUUUAAAAUAAAAGAAUGAUGCACAUUUUAAUAAAGCACAGCAUAAACUGUUCUUUCCA
Molecule: messenger RNA, 2981 nt
Organism: Grammomys surdaster
Lineage: Eukaryota; Metazoa; Chordata; Mammalia; Rodentia; Muridae
Gene: Fam229a
Product: family with sequence similarity 229 member A
Exons: 3
Coding region: 2433-2819 (128 amino acids)
Source: RefSeq, a predicted model, not a curated record